GUUCUUUUACAUUUUUUGAGUCAACCACGUCGCGAGAACCUCUGUCAAUUGCAAUCAUGCCUCCAAAGCUUGACCCCAACGAGAUCAAGGUGAUCCACCUGCGAGCAACUGGUGGUGAAGUCGGUGCUUCAUCCGCCCUUGCUCCAAAGAUUGGUCCCCUUGGCCUUUCCCCGAAAAAGGUUGGAGAAGACAUUGCGAAGGCGACGGGCGACUGGAAAGGCCUUCGUGUCACAGUAAAGCUCACCAUCCAAAAUCGACAAGCUGCCGUUUCCGUUGUCCCUUCGGCUUCCUCCCUGGUCAUCAAAGCUCUGAAGGAACCUCCGCGAGACCGCAAGAAGGAAAAGAACAUCAAGCAUAGCAAGUCAAUCACCUUAGAUGAGGUUAUCGAAAUCGCCCGGACCAUGCGAUUCAAAUCACUUUCAAAGGAGCUCAAGGGUGGUGUUAAGGAGAUUCUCGGUACCGCUUUCAGCGUUGGCUGCCAGGUCGAUGGAAGAAGUCCAAAGGACAUCAGCGAUGAUAUUGAGAGUGGGGAGAUUGAGAUUCCGGACGAAUGAAUGACCAUGGUCUUCUUUCUUUUGCAUGUAUUGGGCUCCAUACUUCACAAUUUGUUGUGCAAGCAAUGGCAAUGAUUCACCAAGAAACAAAAGUAUUACGUCCGUGAAGUCCAAUGCAUCGAAUUCAAAUUCCAGCCAUCUUACCAAACACUCUGGUCCUCACCCCCUUUCCCCUCGAGGACUGGUUCAAUCUAUGGUACUUAGUUUCGAAGCAAGGAGAAUUAGCCGUGUACGCACUAUGAUACCCUCCUGGAAUUCGUUUGCUGUUCCUUGAUUUUCUGGACCAUAUCAUAUCUGCUUUCUAAUUGAUGCC
This is a messenger RNA of Hyaloscypha bicolor E, 867 nucleotides long. RefSeq names its product 60S ribosomal protein L12. Gene Ontology annotation, biological process: translation. NCBI's taxonomy places the organism in Eukaryota, Fungi, Ascomycota, Leotiomycetes, Helotiales, Hyaloscyphaceae. Gene Ontology annotation, molecular function: structural constituent of ribosome; large ribosomal subunit rRNA binding. The transcript has 5 exons. The record is from RefSeq and is a predicted model, not a curated record. Gene Ontology annotation, cellular component: cytosolic large ribosomal subunit; ribosome. Bases 57 to 554 code for a protein of 165 amino acids.